Molecule: messenger RNA, 741 nt
Organism: Mesoplodon densirostris (Blainville's beaked whale)
Lineage: Eukaryota; Metazoa; Chordata; Mammalia; Artiodactyla; Ziphiidae
Gene: RBM11
Product: RNA binding motif protein 11
Exons: 5
Coding region: 1-741 (246 amino acids)
Biological process (GO): regulation of alternative mRNA splicing, via spliceosome
Cellular component (GO): nucleus
Molecular function (GO): single-stranded RNA binding
Source: RefSeq, a predicted model, not a curated record
AUGUUCCCUGCUCAGGAGGAAGCCGACAGGACGGUGUUUGUGGGAAAUUUAGAGGCCCAAGUGCGGGAAGAGAUUCUUUACGAGCUUUUCUUACAGGCUGGGCCAUUAACCAAAGUGACUAUCUGCAAAGACAGAGAAGGAAAGCCGAAGUCUUUUGGUUUUGUCUGCUUUAAACACCCAGAAUCGGUGUCUUAUGCCAUAGCUUUGCUGAAUGGAAUUCGUUUAUAUGGAAGACCAAUUAAUGUGCAGUAUCGAUUUGGGAGCUCUCGCUCUUGUGAUCCAGCUAACCAAAGUUUUGAGAGCUGUGUCAAGAUAAAUUCACACAGCUACAGAAAUGAAGAAGUCAUGGGCAGAACUUCCUUUCCCAUGCAGUUCUCUCCAAUUAAUAAUGCAGCUUUACCUCAGGAAUAUCUUUUCUUUCCGAAGAUGAUGAAUGUAUGUGGGUUUUUUCCACAGCAGUGGCAUGCAUAUAAUCCAGCACUGCAGCUUCCUUACUAUGAGAUGACAGCACCACUUCCUAAUAGCACUUCUGUGUCUUCCUCACUGAAUUGUGUUCCAGAUCUAGAGGCUGGACCCAGCUCUUAUGAAUGGGCUCACCAACAGCCAAGUGACUCUGACCUUUAUCAGAUGAAUAAACGCAAGAGGCAAAAACAAACCAGUGAUAGUGAUAGUAGCACAGAAAACAAUAGAGGAAAUGAAUAUAGCCAAAAUUUCCGAAAGUGUAAGAAAAAAAGAUACUAG